AUGGUUGAAACAUUGAUCGAUGUGCAUGGAAAGAACAAAAGAGCGGUUUUGUUACGAGAAUUUCGAAAAUAUUUAGUUCCUGAUAUAGAGAUAAGAAUUAAGGAUGUACAAACGAAGCUAAAUAUGUGGCUCAGUCAAUUAAAAGAUCUAGAUGCGAGAAAAAGUAAGGCGUCAAGCGAACAUAACCUGGAAAGAGAGAUCAGAGACCUUGUUUAUAGACUUCAGAAUGUCCUUGAAACUUAUUUCAACGCGGUACAACCCAGAAGAGACAGAAGCAUAAUUAGAAAAUUCAUUGAUGAUUUCAAAUCCUUCCGGAUGGUUGAUUUAGAGAUUAAGGAAAUCAAUAUGCAGAUAAUGUUAACCAUUACAAAUUUAUAUAUAUCUAAGACAACAGAAGAAAUGAAUCCAGAAACUGAGACCCGAAAAAAGUUGAGGAAAAGCAUCUCCGACGAUCGAGAAAACCAUAUUGUUGGGAUGGAUCACAGACUUGAAGAUCUAAAAUCUGUUCUGCUUGAUGGCAAAGACGGAGUUAUUUGCAUAUGCGGCAUUGGUGGCAUAGGUAAGACCGCACUUGCCCAUAAGUUAUAUGUUGAUCCCUUUGUUCGGUCCCACUUUUACAUUUGUUCUGCGGUAGAAAUUGGCCAGAAAUUUGAAGUAAGAAAUGUUCUUGAAAGUAUUUUAGAACAACUUCCCGAAGGGAAAGAGAGAAUAAAGCAGCCAGAUAAUCAACAGGGUAGCAAACUAAUGUUGACAACUCGGUUAUACGAAGUAGCUUUUCGUGUGAGUGUGGAUGGACAUGUUCAUCUGAUGUGGACUUUAAGCAGAUCUAACUCUUUGAAGUUAUUUCAGAAGUUCUUGGGGGACCACCUUGACGGUAAGUUUCUCUUCCACAAUAUUCAUCCAAAUCUGAGUUCCGUUAUGUUCACCAUCUUCCGCAACUACUUUGUUCCAUUUUUUGUUGGACCAGGGUUAUCUUCCUUAUCCUCCAUUCUAGGCUUUUCUUGA
This is a messenger RNA of Fraxinus pennsylvanica, 1005 nucleotides long. The record is from the annotation of a GenBank genome assembly. NCBI's taxonomy places the organism in Eukaryota, Viridiplantae, Streptophyta, Magnoliopsida, Lamiales, Oleaceae.